This is a messenger RNA of Cephus cinctus (wheat stem sawfly), 1350 nucleotides long. It is a transcript of the gene Pa1, whose product is annotated as PAXIP1-associated glutamate-rich protein 1. The transcript has 3 exons. Bases 429 to 890 code for a protein of 153 amino acids. The record is from RefSeq and is a predicted model, not a curated record. NCBI's taxonomy places the organism in Eukaryota, Metazoa, Arthropoda, Insecta, Hymenoptera, Cephidae.
AUUCGAUUUACAUUAUUGCGCCAUGAAAAUAUGAAAAUUUAUUGAUUCGAAAAAUUUGUAAUUAAUGCGAUUGAACACAAGACGCAUAGGAGGGGGAAAGUUUGAAAUAAAAAGUCUUUUGAGGCGUCGCGGUAUCAGGCGAGCACAAGUUAACCUAGCAAGAUGCUAGUUGACUGUUACGAAUUUUAUUCAACAUUUUUGAUGCGUGUACUUGGAUUUUUUGGAAAAUUUACUCGGAAGACUUUUUGACCCGUACAACUUUAAUACGAUUGAAAGUGAAUAUCUGUUGCGAGCUGUGCAUAAUACUGAUAUAAAGACGUACCACAUAUCCUGUUUGUUUUGACGCACAAGAGACUAUAACCUAACAAUGCGAAUUUUUGAACAUCAUCUUCAAACGCGUUAAGAUUUUUGCGUAUUUGUUUUUGAAAAUGGAACGAAACGACGAAGAGUGGUCGGUUGAGUGCUCUGAUGAAGAAAAAUAUGAAGUAGAUUCAAAGAAUGGGUGGAUACUCAAACCCAAUGACAUAGUAGCACUUAUCGAAGGCCUGGAGGCAAAUGGUAGAAUUUUGGAGCUCGAGUGGAAAUGUCCUGGCAGACGUGGACCUUCACCUGUGCCAUCGAACAAUCACCAGCAAGAUCAUGGCAUGCAAGAAUACAAGCUUGAAGAGAAAUCGGAUUUUGACUUUAUGGAUGAGAUGUCAUCACCAAGGUUGCCAGUACGUAGAGUAGGUGAAAGUACACCAAAAGGCAGUGCAAAAAAGAAAACAGCAAGUUUCAAUGGAGUAUUGUCUACAAUGUUACGCCAUCGUCGACUGGAGCAGCAAGAAAUAAAUGCCAGUCCGAAGAAAAGCGAAGCUGAUUCACCAGGUCCUAAGUCACAGCCCACCUAAUUCGCUCUUAUGAGACAUUAAUUGUCAAAGAUAGUUACAAAAUUUGGGAAUAAUUCAGAAAUCUUUAAUUUUCCUUGUGGUUGAGAUAUCAUCUUGUGUCAAUUGACCCUUGUUGAUGCGUCGAAAAAGAUGAAAAACCAGGCAGGAACAAGAUAGGACUGUGCAAAUUGUAGAUAAAUCGCAUCAACUAGAAUAUCAAUGUCGGAGCAUUUUUCAUAUCGUCUAUUCCCGAGAUUAACACUACCUGAUGAAAGGUAUUGCUCUUUUAUCCUCUGUGAGGAUACAAAUUGAUAAAUAAUCGAUCGAUUAAAUUAUGGUUUCCAAUUUAAUUGAAUAGCAUCAUCAACCUCUUCCUUUAAUCGAUCAAUUAAUUACAUAAUUACAUAUAUAUAUAUAUAUCAAGCUAUAAGCAACAUAUUGUACAAAGGAUUUUAAAUACAAAAAUAUAGAUACACAUUUA